AUGUUCCCAACGCUAAUACGGCGCAUGGCGCAGCCGGCCAAGGAAGCGGCCAUCAAGUCGGCGCAGGCCACCAACUUCCGCCAGACCAAAAAAGUCUGGCCUCCCAACUUCAAGGAGCUGAGCCACCAGCAGCAGCUGCGCUUUGAGAAGAAGUACAAGCGUCGCAUGAUGCUGGCCAACCGCUCGCCGCGGUGGGAUAAGGGCGUCAAGUACGCGCAGCUUGCAACCAUUGCAGCUGCUUUGGUGUGGCUUCUGUUCUACUCCGAGUUUGAGUGGUGGGGUCAAAAGUAUAAGCCGUCUGAAGAGAUUCGUCGGCGUGCGCAAUAUCUGUUUGGCGUCAUGGACCCGGACAAGCGCUACGAGCGUCGCAAAGACAUGGUUGAGCCGGCCAGCGUUGGCGACAGCAAAGAGUCGCCCUCAAAAUAA
This is a messenger RNA of Cordyceps militaris CM01, 426 nucleotides long. RefSeq lists its product as uncharacterized. Bases 1 to 426 code for a protein of 141 amino acids. The transcript is spliced from 3 exons. Lineage: Eukaryota; Fungi; Ascomycota; Sordariomycetes; Hypocreales; Cordycipitaceae. The record is from RefSeq and is a predicted model, not a curated record.